Molecule: messenger RNA, 1557 nt
Organism: Dendroctonus ponderosae (mountain pine beetle)
Lineage: Eukaryota; Metazoa; Arthropoda; Insecta; Coleoptera; Curculionidae
Exons: 5
Coding region: 229-702 (157 amino acids)
Source: RefSeq, a predicted model, not a curated record
UAGUGGCAGUAAGCUGGAAAGCUCGCGGUCCGUCGCCGGAAAGUUUGGGAGCAGUUUGGCUCGUUACCGAAUGGUGUAAUUGUGCUUAUAUUCAAUUUUUUUGCACAUCUAACAGUGACUUUUUACGAAUCUGCAGCAAAGUUCGAAGCCACAGCAGCGAAAGAAAUGGUUCAUUAGCUGACCAACGGGACUACAACGGCGGCCUUAUUUACAAGGUGUAAAAUAUACAUGAAGAGUUUUCCAAUAUCGUCGCGCGGAAAUGAGGGCCAUUUAAAUGAGACGCGAAUGAGUUCCCCACCUGAGCCUUCCCCUGUUCCGGUGCAAGGAGUCAAUGUUUUCCUGACAGUGUUUAUCCUUAGUGUAGUUGUCGUUGGAAUAUUCCUGUUCUGCUACUGCUGCCACAAAGGGAACAAGAAACCCAGUCCAAGUCUAUCAGCAAUGAUCUGGAGGGAUCCAGGCAUGCCUUUGCAGAUUUAUACGGUGGAAGCAGCACAAAACAGACUGGUCCAAAUGGAGGACUACACAGAGACGGACGUUCCUCAAUAUCCAACCCCCAGUUCACCUCCACCUUACGACACCGUAAUCAAGGCCGAUGAAGCUCAGACUACAUUCAAAUCGGACACUUCGCGACCUCCAUCGUAUGAGGCCGCUUUACGAAGCCUAGAUAAACCUUCGCCAGUUCACUGGACUCAAUAUGCAUGAUUUAUCAGUGCGUUUUAUUGAGAGUGAUAAUAGACUUGUAUAAGAAAAUUGCUUGUGAAUAAUUAAACCGACCGAAAGAUGGCCGGGAAAUGCUAGCAGGCGUGCAAGACAAUCAUUAUCUGGGCGAGGUUUCGCCUAAGUUUGGGAAAACGGAAAUUUUUUUUCGGGGGAAAUCGGAUACGCGCACGGAACUUUGUGUUGCUGGGGGGCACAAAGACUUAUUUAUACAUAGUUUCACUUUUAGUGUUUAGAAGUAGUUUUGCUCCGGAAAGGUGCAGUUUAUCUGGAUAAACCGGAAUUUGGAGUUAUUUGCCCAGUGUUUCUCAAUUUCUCAGCCCGGCGGUUGCUAACAUGUAACUUGAGUUGUUGAGCGUAAAAGGAAACAAAAAUAAACAAGAACUUCCUGGGAGUUUCCAUCCGGACAUUUUUUGCACUUCAUUAACCAAGAUACUCUUGAUUGGAUGAUGACUUGCUCAUGCUUUCCUGCAGUUUUUGGUCAACUUCAAUCUUUCAUCCAGUCAAUCAGUCCAAUCACUUCCAGUCCAAAUAUAUUAACGAAAAAUAGUUGCUUUGACUGUUGCCUUUUUUCCUCCGAAGAUUUGCAAUUUAUAAAGCCGGAAAAAGUGGAAUAACAACGAACGUUGGGCAUAAAACCACCAACUUAAGGGCUGUUUUGAUUAGGAAUCACCGUAAAACCAUGCCAGCACUUCUCUAGGCCGCUGUGGAAUUUGUCAAUUUCAGACCUAAUUUAGGCUAUUUACCGUUUGAAUUUUUCAGUGGUAGCCACAUAUAGAUGCACAUGGCCCGGAUAAGCGCCAUUGAAUAAUAAACACUUUAUCCAUCGAGAAUUUUCAA